CAUAUCACAAAAAAGUUUUAAUUGUACAAGUUUUAUAUAUUUUCAAAGGUGCUCUUUAUGCCUUCUAAGUGUUUUUAAAUAUUUGUAGUUUUACGAUUAUUAUUAAAUUGUGAAUGCGUGUGAAGUUUGUGUGAAAUGAAUGGAAUUUUCGUGGAUUCAGAACGGAACGCACAAAUGGCGGGAAAUAUUGACAGACAUUCAGCUGUCGACGUAGUCGGUGAAGUUAAAAGGGACCAGCGAUGGCAGCAAACAGACGGAGACAGACUAUCAGCCUACCCAAGCGGUGACCGCUCGACUCUGCUGCGCGCGCACGCAGCCAAGUCAGCGGAGUGCAGCCAAGGCUCGCCACGUCCUCGCCGCACGCCGCGCGAGUCGCGGCGCGUAUCGCUCGCGCAGGCGCCGGGCUACGUGCAGCUCAACCAGUACCGCCUGCUGGAGCCUAUUGGUCAGGGUUCAUACGGGAUCGUCAAGCUAGCAUAUAAUGAAGAGGAUGACACACAUUAUGCCAUGAAGAUCCUCUCAAAACGCAAGCUGAUGCGUCGGGCGGGCCUGUUCGGGCGCCCGCCGCCGCGCCGUCCCGGCCCGCCGCCCGACCCGCUGCAGAACGUUUACAGGGAGAUAGCUGUGCUCAAGAAGCUCGACCAUCCUAAUGUAGUUAAAUUAGUUGAGGUGUUAGACGACCCAGCAGAGGACCAAUUAUACUUAGUAUUCCAACUGCUGGAGGGGGGGCCGGUGAUCGACGUGCCCACUGACAGCCCCCUGAGCGAGGAACUGGCGAGGAAGUACUUUAGGGAUGCUCUCCUUGGGGUGGAGUAUUUACACUACCAGCGCAUAGCGCACCGGGACAUCAAACCCGCGAACCUCCUGUUGGGGGAGGGGCGAGUCCAAGUGGCCGACCUGGGCGCGUGCGGCGAGCUGGCGGGCGCGGGCAAGCUGUCGGGCGCCGUCGGCACGCCCGCCUUCCGCGCGCCUGAGUCCACUGUCGUCACUGACAAGUAUAUUGGCGAGGCAGCGGACAUCUGGUCCCUCGGGGUCACCCUCUAUGCCAUGGUAACGGGCCGGGUUCCGUGGACGGCCCCCAGUGCAGUAGAACUGCAGCGCCGCGUGUUAUCUGAACCAUUGUCCUUUCCUAGUAGACCACAACUGUCCAGGCCCUUGAAGAGACUGUUGGCUAGGAUGCUGGAUAAAGAUCCUGUUAAUAGAGCGACUAUGCGGGAGAUUAAGGAGCACGAAUGGAUAACCUCCUGCGGCAAGGAGGCCUUGCCCUCAGAGCAGGAGAACUGCCGCCUGGUGGAGGUCACUGACGAGGACAUGGCGCAGGUCGUCACUUCGAUUCCCAACCUCUCCACACUCAUACUUAUUAAAACUAUGCUCAAGAAACAUAGCUUUCAGAACCCAUUCGUCCGCAGUCGCGAAGGAUCUCGUCGCGAGUCGAGCGACUCGAGCGCGGGGCCGGCGAGCGCACGGGCUGCGUUGUGUAGAGCGGGACGAUCGCUCUCUGCGCCCGGGAAUUAUCUUACUGAUAAGCAAGUAUCCUUCGACAUCAACCUAGAUUCAGUAGAAGAAACCAAAGAGAAAUCAGAAGUCAAACAGACAGACAUAAAAACAAGUACCGACAGCAAAACAAGCGACAAAGAGAACGGUCAGCAAAACACGAGGCGGUGACCAAACCUGAAGAAAUAAACCUUAUUAUAUAAAAUAUUAUAAAGCUGAAGAGUUUGUUUGUUUGAACGCGCUAAUCUCGGGAACUACGGAUAGCUUAUUUCAGUGUGAAAUAACACGUUUAUUGAAGAAGGCUUUAUCGCGCUAAGACCAAUAGGAGCGGAGCAACGUAAACCCACGGGGCACAGAUAGUUAUAUAAUAAAUGAAUUAUUAUUAAUGGCAGUGUUUCUUUAUUGAAUAAAUGUAUCGUUGUUUUUA
Molecule: messenger RNA, 1921 nt
Organism: Colias croceus (clouded yellow)
Lineage: Eukaryota; Metazoa; Arthropoda; Insecta; Lepidoptera; Pieridae
Product: calcium/calmodulin-dependent protein kinase kinase 2
Exons: 11
Coding region: 136-1665 (509 amino acids)
Biological process (GO): positive regulation of protein kinase activity; protein phosphorylation; intracellular signal transduction
Cellular component (GO): cytoplasm
Molecular function (GO): calmodulin binding; calcium/calmodulin-dependent protein kinase activity; ATP binding
Source: RefSeq, a predicted model, not a curated record